AUGGCCGAAUCAUGCGUCUCCUCCUCCCUAUAUACUAAAAGUUACUACUGGAUGGAUAGAAGCAAUCACUUACAUACUCGCUCGUCUUCUUUCACCUUGUUGAUCCCUAGCUCAAGCUUUUCCUCUGAAGCGGUGAAGCUUGAAGGAGAUCCUACAGGUUGCUACUAUGUCGAUUUGCUACUAUGUCACUCAUUGCAUUUCCUCUGUGCAGUAACGGUGAAGGAACUGCAUGAUAAGAUUCUUGAUUCUGUAAAUGUCAAGAGGUCAAUGCUUCCAAAUGCUUGGCUGUGGUCGUUGAUUGAGAACUGCCAGAAUCAGGAUGACAUUACUCUUCUCUUUGAAGUUCUUCAGAAGCUCCGUAGAUUUAGACUAUCCAAUCUUCGUAUUCAUGACAACUUCAACAGCAAUCUAUGCCAACAAGUUGCUAAGACUUGCGUGCGUGUUGGGGCAAUUGACUCUGGAAAAAAAGACUUUCCUGAACUCAUGGAAGAAGUAAUGACACUCCUGAAAACGAAUGACUUGCCUCUACAACCUGAUAAGUGGGAUUUACUAGGAAAGUACUCGAAAAAAUUCUCCAAAGCUGGAGUUAAGUUGAGGAAGACCACGUUCGAUGUAUGGAUGGACUUUGCUGCCAAUAGAGGGGAUACAGAGUCGUUAUGGAAAGUAGAUAAACUGAGAUCAGAGACAUACAAUCAACACACUCUUUCUACUGCUUUUUCUUGUGCAAAGGGUUUCAUACUUGAAAGUAAACCUGAAGAAGCUGCUGCCGUCAUCCAGCUUAUCUGCCAGACAUAUGGUGACGACAAAAGUUCAGCAGUGUCGACUGAAUUGAAGAAACUGGUAAAUGAGUGGCCGGUGGAGGUUAUCAGGCGUCAAGCUGAAGAAGAUAAUAAGGCUCUGGCUGCUGCAUUGAAAUCUGUCAUUUCUUCCAUGAUUAAUGCGUUGCUAAGCUCGGGGUUGAACUUUAGCGUGGACUUAGAUGAGUUAUACAAGAGAGAAGCUCUUCUCAGCUGA
Messenger RNA from Eruca vesicaria subsp. sativa (arugula), 1014 nucleotides. Lineage: Eukaryota; Viridiplantae; Streptophyta; Magnoliopsida; Brassicales; Brassicaceae. The record is from the annotation of a GenBank genome assembly.